Molecule: messenger RNA, 1515 nt
Organism: Candidozyma haemuli
Lineage: Eukaryota; Fungi; Ascomycota; Pichiomycetes; Serinales; Metschnikowiaceae
Exons: 1
Coding region: 1-1515 (504 amino acids)
Source: RefSeq, a predicted model, not a curated record
AUGAGGUUUGCUUCGAUUUUCACUUUGGCGACCUCCUUGACCGCCUCGCUCGUGUCAGCAGCACCAGCAUCCGGCUCUGCCAUCAACAUCAUGAAGAGAAGCGAAAGUGGUGCUUCCAUUAUUGACUUUGAAUAUGUCGCUAAGACCAUGCGUGAUCUCAAUGAGAGAAGCGCAGCCGGUAACAUUAAUGAAGUUCAAAAGCGUGAUGACGAUGACUUCAUUGACCAGUUGUUGGUCCAGCUCAAAAACUCUAACUUGCUCAAUGAGUUUGUUAACCAGUUCUCCAACUCUCCUCGUUUGAAGGAUGCUGUCCAGGACGGUGUCGCCCAGGCCAUUCAGGAUGGUUCCGUCGAGGAUGUUACCGUCUUCAAGUCGUUGAGAGGCAGCGGUAAAUUGCAGCAGUUCUUUGAGGCUGUUCUUCACGACGAAGACUUGAACGUUGACCUUUCCAAUGACGCUAAGAGCAUCUUGUCUGAGGUUGAGAAGGACGGUGAUGAGGGCCGUAAGAGAGCCUUGGAAAGAUCUCAGCCAUUCAUCAAGAGAUUGUAUGAGGAGCUUCCAGAUGAGUUCGAGAAGAGAGAAUUCCAUCCAGAUAUGUUGGAGGAAUACGGCAUGGAGAAGAGAGCUCUUGUUGAUGCUAUCGGCUCUAUUGUGGAACUGAUCUUCGACUCUGGUAUUGUUCUGAAAAUUAUUCGUUCUAUCCUUGGCAACAGUAGCUUUGUCCAAGGUGCUUUGAACUUGCUUACCAACGUUUUCAAGGCUAUUCCAUGGGGUAACUUGUUUAACGCUAUCAAGAACAGUGGCCUCAUUCAGAGAAUUUUCCGUUGGGGUUUCAACUUCAUUGUCAGUUUGUUCAGCAACGGUACCGUUGGCAGAAUUCUCGGCACUCUCUUUGGCUCUGGUAACCUGGACAAGCCAUUCAUCAGUCGCUUGUUAGCUGUGUUGGUUGACGUUGGAGGAGAGCUCUUCAAGAGUCUCGGUAACUCCAAGGGUCUUCUUGGUGAGAUUGUCAAGACCAUCUUCGGUGGUCUCUUCGGUGGUGCCAUUGGCUCUGGAUCUUCUGGUUCCAACUCUGGAUCUUCUGGAUCUGGUGGCUCAUGGCUCGACAACCUCUUUGGUGGUUCUGGAUCUUCUGGUUCUUCUGGAUCUUCUGGCUCCUCUGGUUCUGGUUCUGACGUUUCCUCUGGUUCUGGUUCCGGCGGAUCAAGCUCUGGCGGAUUCUUUGACUCUAUCUUUGAUGACAUUUUCGGUGGCUCUGGAAGCUCUGGAAGCUCUGGAUCUGGCUCUGGCUCUAGCGGUGCCGGCUCUGGUACUUCAGGUUCUGGCUCUGGUGGCUCUGGCAGUGUCUUCAGCGGUAACGCAAAGGCUUGCUGCUGUGACCCUAAGAUGAUCAAGCAGAGAGCUAUCAAGAGAGCAUUGCACAGAAAGCUUAAGCGUUCUGUGAAGAGAGCUUUGGCCAGCAACCCAGAGAUGGGAGAGGACAUGUUCUUGAACUACGCUUACGCCAAAGCGUAA